UUGGAGUCGAGGUCAGGCUUCGCUUCUUUUAAGGUCCCUCGGGUUGCUGACAGUUUUGGAGGGAAAAUGGAGGUGCUUAAACUGUCCAAGUUCAAGCUCCAGCUGCGAGCCCUAGUUACCGAAGUUCGCGAUCUCAGGGAGAGGGAGCGAUCAGCCACCGAGCAACUCCACGCACUGAUUCAGAAACAAAAGCAAAAUGACGAGGAUCACGUUCGAAAGCUGCAGGAAUUGCAAGCCGAGUUGGCUUCGACCGCUGAGAUGCGCCAGAAGAUCGAACGGAAGAUGAAUCAUCUUCGGGACGACAACACUUUGCUCGAGAACAGGCAAAAGGAGCUCAAGGCGACUAUACAAACCUUACUUCAGUCGAGAGAUGAUUUCAUAAAUGCUUACCAGGAGUCAACUUGUGAAAUGAGGCGUUCCAUAGAAACCAGAGAUAGAAAGCUUUCUCUGCUAUCAGAGAAGUUAAAUUCUCACAUUAUGUUAUUUGACUCGAUAGAAAAGGAGGCACUUUCCAUCAAGCAAGUCAUGGAUAACGUGAAGGGCCUUAUCAGUCACAAAGAGGAAUUAGUAUCCAGCUUGAAGAGCAAAGUCAACGAGGUCUGUGCAUAUGAGAAGUUGUUUAAAGAAAAGAUUAAUUAUCUGGAAAACAAGGUUAAAAAUGAUGAGGAGGAGCUGAAGAGGAAAGAUGGAAUCAUUGCCCAGCUUGAAGAACAAUUGGAAGCUGCAAAAGUUAGCAACGGUCGCCAAAGUCAGAUGGAAGACCUUCGAAAGGCCCUCUUCGAGAAGGAUGUCGUCAUCCAAAACUUGGUUACAGAGAAAAAGGCACUGCUCUUGGAAGUAGAAGGUUUGGCAAUUGUGCUGCAGAAGAUUCAGGACACCAUUCAGAUUAUGAAUGAGGAGGACAAGACCAAAUUUUCAUCAAUUGUGGAACGCAAAGAAAAUUUUGGUAUGGUUACGUCAAAUGAAAACACUGGGAAUGAGGGAGAUGUUCAAAUGACUGAUUCAAGAUCUGCAAUUGAGGGUUGUCGAGAAGGUGCUGCGGCAAAUUCAGAAUCUUCAUGUUGUGAAAAGCAUUACUCAUAUUGGAACCUCUUGCAGGAGGAUAAUCACUUGAACUCCCGCACCUUUGAGUUUGCCUGUUCUCCUACAAAGUCAGCCUGCUCGGAACCUCAAUCAGCGGAUCACGCUCGAAAUAUGUCUAUCCAUGAUGAGAAGGAGCAAAGCUUUGACGCGUUUAAAAUGCCUUUGUGGAACCGCAACCGAUGGAAAAUGGAAGCCCGUGUGCAAAUUUUUCUUCACUUUGCUCAAGUUCAGCUUUCCUUCACUGAAAAUUCCUAUUGGGGAAACAGGUAAUGGUGCGAUCUCCAGAGUAGGGUCAGCGUAUGCGUGGAAGUUGCUUAUCUAAUGGUCCAUUUUUUUUGCAAGAAAAGCGCGCAAGACACGGCACGAUUUUCAGAUCGUAAUAAAGUAGUAGACAUUUUGUUAUGUAUUGCCAAAAAGAAAAAAAGUGAAUUUUCUCAUACUUCAAAGAUAGACCGGUUACGGGUUUACUGUAGGCGACAGGCAGGUGGCAGCUAUUUAGCUUGGAAAUCAUCAGUUCACUGGGAUCUUUGGAGGAGUUUCAACACUAUUAAGGCAUAAGUAACAAAAAGUGGGACGCACCAAUU
This is a messenger RNA of Rhodamnia argentea, 1667 nucleotides long. Its product is annotated as polyamine-modulated factor 1-binding protein 1. Bases 67 to 1353 code for a protein of 428 amino acids. The transcript is spliced from 14 exons. Lineage: Eukaryota; Viridiplantae; Streptophyta; Magnoliopsida; Myrtales; Myrtaceae. The record is from RefSeq and is a predicted model, not a curated record.